GACUCACUAGGCGCCCCGUAUAAAAACAACAAAGCACGGCAAAUUAUACAGAAUCUCAGCCGGCUGUUCGCAAUUUCGUUUAAAUAACUGUGACUCCGACCAAGAACACCGCAUCCGAGCUCUACUAUUUUUAGUCCACCUUAAAACGAAGAGAAAGCAUCACAAAAAUGGCAGAUCCACGCAUCCGACAGCUUGUUAUUAAAUCGGGAGUCGUCAGGCGGUUGACCAAAGAAAAAUCCUGCUAUGCAAAAGAAGUUAUUAUAGAGCAGUCCAGGAUGGAAAAGUUCAGGGGCGAGGGAGCAGACGAACAUGUGCUGCGAAAGCAGGAGGAAGUCAUCCAGGAGUGCAUAAUGAUGGUGCCGGACUCUAAGAGAAGACUGCAAAAGGAGUUUGAGAUCUUAGAAAAGUACCUCUCUGAUGAGCAGGAUCUCAAGGAGACGGAGGCAUACACUAAGGCCGCUGAAAUCCUAAAAGCAGCCAAAUUGGAACUGGAGAUCUAAUUGCAGCAAAUGUUUUUUUUUUUCAUAUACACGCAAUAAUUACAAAUUCCUGAAGGCAAAAGGUCAUUUUAAAAUUCUGAGCUGCAGAGCGACCUCAAAGCCAUAAGUAUUAUUCAAUUUAAUACCCAAUAAUCUUGUUUUGAUACAAGUAAAUAAAAGAUCAGCUGUUGGCUAGCAAGCGA
This is a messenger RNA of Drosophila elegans, 682 nucleotides long. It is a transcript of the gene Tbca, whose product is annotated as tubulin-specific chaperone A. The transcript has 2 exons. Lineage: Eukaryota; Metazoa; Arthropoda; Insecta; Diptera; Drosophilidae. Gene Ontology annotation, cellular component: microtubule cytoskeleton; cytosol. The coding region runs from base 168 to 500 and encodes 110 amino acids. Gene Ontology annotation, biological process: tubulin complex assembly; post-chaperonin tubulin folding pathway. Gene Ontology annotation, molecular function: beta-tubulin binding. The record is from RefSeq and is a predicted model, not a curated record.